AUGCGACCGAAUGCUCAUUAUUUUCCCUACAGACUGAUCAGAUCUCUUUCAAAAAGUGCUCCUUUUUUAUGCCCGGUCUUCCACAUCCUUCUCAACAACCCGUGGUAUUUCGAGAACUACCGGAAGUAUCGUUAUGAUGUAUGUGUUUGUUUAAGAACGUAUUUUUCAUUCUUCAGAUGCCUUUAUUCACACUAAUGGCGCGAUUACGGGUUCGCUUCGUAGUUUUCGUAGGAAUUGCGGUCACUAUGGUCGUAUUGCUGUUCAAUAUGAACACUGAGUUCAUGGUUAGUCAGAAGGAGGUGGUCAGGUUUUACAUGACGCCCGAGUUUGAAUUGGCGCCUCAAGACGAAAAUUGGUAAGGUUUUUACAUAUAUGUAGAUAGAUGUAUACAUGAUAGUAAUUUUGCAUCCAUUUUUUGGACUUUCAAAAAAAUAGGAAAAGUUUACGCAUUUUUGAAAAAAACAGUGCUUUGUUGCAUAUAGUGUAUCAGUCUGUCGGGAAAAUAAUGUGGAUUCGUCGCGACUUAAAAUCGCACAUCAUCGCUUGGCUUGCCGCGGUUGGGGAUUUGGUCAGUUGCGAUAAAACCACAUUAUUUUUCCGACAGAGUGAUAAAGAAGUUAAUUUUGCCCAAGGUUGAGCCUUGAGGCCUCUCAUUAGCAUUUUCAUAAAGUGCAUGGAUAUUUUUUCACUUUCUCACAGUGCGUCCGGAAUUUUUUCCGACGCUUGUGGUCAACGCACAAAAUUGAAGAAAAUUUUCAUCGUAUAACAUAUCACACCUCAUUUUUUUCAAUUUGAAAAAAAAAACUCCAUCGUAUAAAGCGUCACACCUUAUUCUUUUUCAUUUGAAAAAAUUUUCAUCGUAUAACAUGUCACACCUUAUUUUUUUCCGCUUGAAAAAAAAUUCCAUCGUAUAACAUGUCACACCUCAUUUUUUCAAUUUGAAAAAAAUUUCCAUCGUAUAACAUGUCACACCUCAUUUUUUCAAUUUGAAAAAAAAUUCCAUCGUAUAACAUGUCACACCUCAUUUUUUCAAUUUGAAAAAAAUUUCCAUCGUAUAACAUGUCACACCUCAUUUCUUCAAUUUUCAAAAUGAGGGGGAGUGUUUAAAAAAGGAGUGUUCGGAUUGGGCGGGAGAGUUCAGAAAAGGGGUAGAGUUUUGCCGCAACGGCGAAACCCCAAAAAGAAAAGGUGUUAGAAAAGAUAAUAUAUACGUACGGUGCACGAAAAAAGGGGGUUUUUAUUGACCGAGCGUGACAAAUGUCCAUGCACUUUAUGAAAAUACUAGUGGGUUGUUUUCUAUAGUGAAAUUUUGUCAUACAGGAUGUUCGGUGUACACAGGUUUGAGUAAAAUUUCAUUUCAGGAAGUUGCUAAUCGAUCUGGACUGCUUUAACCGUCUCAGCAAAAAUCUCCCUUGCCAAGCGCCACUUCAAGUCGCUUCUUUCUCCAAUACCUCCGUAUCAUCACACUUUUCCCCGGUAUAUCGUCUUUCCCGCGAUACCACGCACGAUUUCACCACUUUCACGCCACUGAACGCAACCCAUCCCACCCGUUUGAUCGUGAAUUUCGAGUUCUGGAAGCCGAAAGAAAUCGGGCUGGUGAAUGGAGAACAAGUCGAAGUUGCGGUCCCUGACGAUCUUGAUGCCUUCACGAGGAAAUGGCACAAGUCCGAAGCCAUCGAAUGCACCGGAAUUGGCGCAAAAAACCGCCUUUUCUGGGAUGCACGGCGGGUUCUGCCGCUCCGCGUGGUCAAGGAAGUGAUGGCGCCGUUUCGCGAUUUUUGCGACCGAAACAACAGAACUGCGUUCAUCACAAGUGGCAGUUUAUUGGGUGAGUGAAAUUGAUGAUGAAAAAUAACUUCACGAAAGUUCAUGGGCAAUGAAGCCAUCAUAAAAAUUACAGUGAAACCGCUGUAGUAUCAGUCUGUCGGGAAAAUAAUGAGGACUCUGACGCAUCGAAAAUCGCAUCGCCGCUGAGAAAAUGAAUUGUGUCGCGGCAAAAUCAAAUUGCUUUUCACUUCAGCGACGCGACCGACAUUUUUCUCAUUAUUUUCCCGACAGAUUGAUACUCGGCAUAAAAUCUUCUGAGAAUUUGCACGGUGCUCCUUUGGCGUGUUGCUGCGGAAAUUGCAAAAAAGUCCCCAAAAACCGCAUUUUGCACAGUGCAAUUUGGAGUUUUUGGAUUUUUUUGCUUUCGUCGUAGAUGAUUCCCAUUUGUCGCAGCGACAAAUCGUUUUUUUCAGAAUCAGAAUUUGCGGUCCCUGAUGAAUUGCGAGGGCUUUUUGCGCCGACGUCCAUGCCCCUCGGUUUCUCUCCAGGCCGCAUAUCCGUCUGUCGGGAAAAUAAUGAGCGCAAUUUCUUUUUUUAUUAAUAAUAUCGGUCUGUCGGGAAAAUAACGGCGGAUCGUCGCGCCUCGGAAUCAUCCAUUAUCGCUCUGCGACUGCAAGCCGCGGCUUGGGAUUUGGUGCGCGAUAGCGGCGAGGCGCGACAUUUUGAUGCGACGAUCCGCCGUUAUUUUCCCGACAGACUGAUAACGAGCAUAAUGUCGCUGAAGUGAAAAGCAACUUGAUUUCGCCGCGAAGACAAUUCAUUUUCUCUGCGAUUUCUGAUGCGACAUUGUGAUCGUUACUUUCCCGACUUACUGACUCCACUACGUUUUUUUAAAAGUGUAGCGACACAGUUCGAAAUGCACUUUGCCGCGCGAUAUUCGGUUGCACACCCCAACUUUGAUUAAAAUUGGUCUGUCGGAAAAAUAGUGAGCGCAAUGUCGCAUCGAAAAUCGCAUCGCCGCAGUGUCGCAGCAACACCAAAUUUGCUUUUCAUUUCAUCGCCACGGUUGGCCGAGCGACAUUGCCCUCAUUAUUUCCCCGACAGGAUAAUUGCCCUCUCCUUGUGAAUCAAUCAAUUCAUAAUCUCCUUUCAGGAUGGUACCGCGAGUGCUCGAUAAUCCCGCACACCACGGACAUUGACUUUGGCCUCAUGAUCUCCAACUACUCCCGAGAAUUCGAACAUCUCCUCGACCGAAACUACGAGUUGUUCUGGGCAUUGGGCGAUGGGAACACCUCAAUGGAGCUCUCUUUUCAUGUGGGCAACGUCAAAACCGACCUGUUCUUCUUGUUCGACUACAACUCCACUCAUUCGUAUUUCUCGGGAAUGCUGGUUUCGGCACGAAAAGAGUUGUUUUGGAUCUACCCGAAAAUCGACAGGAUAUGCGCCGGCAAUUUGCUGGGCAGCCUGAUGUAUGUUCCGUGCAAUACGGAGGAGUUUUUGAGGGUAGGUGAAGAGUUUUAAAAAAAAAGUAAAAACAGAAAAAUUUCAAAAAUUUUUCAGAAAAUCUUUUAUCUCACGCUUUAAAUGAUUACAAAAAAGUCAAAAAUUAGUCUGAAAAACACCGAAAAAAUUUCAAACCGGCUACUUUUUAGUCAAAAAAUUCUGUCGGGAUAAUAAUGAACACUCUGUCCCUGCGCCAAUUGCAUCGCUGAAGUGAAAGCAAUUUGAUUUUCUCGCGACACAAUUCAUUUCCUUGGCGGCGCACGUCAAACUGAGAUAAUCUAAAACAGUCCGGUGAAUGGAUUGGCAAUUUGCCAAAAAAAGACGCGAAAAAACGUUUUGUCGGGGAAGAAAUGGGGAAUUUUUGGGGCGAGAGAGUACGUUUUUGCGUGUCUUUUUUCUCUCUUUCUCUGCGAAAUAGACGAAGUGUAAAAAACCGAUAGCGAAGAGUCUAUUCUGGUCACCGGACUCCUCAGUUUGACGUGCGGCGAUACGAUUUUUGAUGCGACAGAGUGCACAUAAUUUUCCCGACAGACUGAUAAAGCACUCUUUUAGCCAUAUCUCUAACAUUGUCCUUCAUGGUAGAGAUAGAGAUGAAACUUUUCAUGGCAAAAUUUGCUUUAAGCUAUCGCAUUUUGGCGUCUUUUCGAGCUAAAAAUCUCGGUUGUUUCUGCUAAGUGCGCGCUAGGAUUCUCGGAUAUGUCUUCGAAAGUUUUAUUGUAAACUUUUCCAAGUUUCAUCAAAAUCUGAGUGUCCCACUUCCCCUAUAAAGCAAGAUUUUCAUUUUUUGCUGACGUAUAUUUACCUAUUAAUAUUAACGUAUAUAUGAACAUUUUAGGCCGACUAUGGGCCGGACUGGAUGGUCGAUUCCCCAUCGAGAAAGUACUACUUUGACAAAUCUGGAAAGAAUAUUAUGCCCGGGAAGACGUUCACCAAACAGCAAUGGAGGCAUGUCUAUCGGCAGCUGCGUGGCUACAAGAAGCACAGUAGUUAG
Messenger RNA from Bursaphelenchus xylophilus (pine wood nematode), 4261 nucleotides. Lineage: Eukaryota; Metazoa; Nematoda; Chromadorea; Rhabditida; Aphelenchoididae. The record is from the annotation of a GenBank genome assembly.